AUUUCGGAUGCAAGGUCAGUAGCGUUAGGUUGUUAUUUGUUGGUUAUGUGCCCUAUAGGUUAUGAGGAAAAUUUGAUAGAGCGGGGUUUAGUUGGAAUCUUUAGGCUGCACUUUAGAGUUAUUGGUGAAUGAUGGCUAAGACAGGAAAAGCCAAAAAGAAAAGUUGUAAGGAUAAAAACAAGACGGAGGAUUCGGCAGAGAGAGAAAAACGCUUGCAGAUCCGAAGAGAAUGGGACAAACAAUGUCGAAAGCUCGAAACCCCAGAGCAGAGAGAGCGACGGCUGCAGAUGAAAAGAGAUAGCAGGAUCAGGUUGCGAGCAAUGGAAACUCCUGAACAGCGCGCGAUUCGAUUAGAAAAGGCAAGGCUCUGGAGAAAGAAAGUACGCGAGAAGGAAACGCCGGAGCAAACAAGGGAGAGAUUAAACAAACGGAGGAAGGGAAACACGAUUGUUAAAGAUCCUGAUAUCCCGGGGGAUUUCAUGUGGCCAUGGCGUAAAUUUGUUUUUGCUGACCAAAUCACGAGGAAGAUGGCCACGACCUCAUCGUGUAAAGUGUCUUCUGACGACGGUUGUGCGACUGCAUCUCCACCUGACGGGGUUCCCUGCAUCGAGAUACUGGAGACGACGCGGAUAGAAUGGAUCCCCUGUCUGUGAGUGACGCGUCCGGCGUGCCGCCUGCCACCGGCGCUCCAGCUGCCGUCCAGGUGGUGGCUCCUCCGCCGGCCACGGUGACCGCCGUAAGAAACCCUCUGCGCCUGGUGAGGCCGCCCAAGGUGACGGGGCGGCUGAUCCGUCCGCAGGUGGUGUCGGUGGUCAGUGCCGGCGGCAGGACCCAGACCCGCGCCCUGCCCGUGGUGAAGAUACCAGUGGGCGCCAUGUCGGCUGUGACGUCGUCCAUGUUUGUGAUCAAACCACGGCAGCCGAGCCCCGAACAGAAACAGGCUGAGGUCGUCGCCACGCAGCCUGUGCCCGUGUAUGAGACAUCGGCCACGGUGCUGCAGACACCUGAAUCAGAGGAGAUAUGUCAAUCGACCGUAAUAAAGGAGAUGGUGCCACACUCGUUGCAUCAAGCUCACAAUCAACCUGCUUACCAGGAGCAGACACUGCAGACUCUCCAUGAACUUCAGCCCCCACCGUCUCAAGUUUCUGACAUUUGUGUACAGCCGGUGUCGCAAGAAAUUCAACUGCAGCAGCAAUCAUCGGACGCAAUUCAGCUUCAACCGCUGCCCGUGGAGACAAAAUGUCGUGACCCCCUUGGAAACGUCACCCAGGAGCCACGAAUUGUCCAAGGCAGUGAAGUAUCGUACACCUUGGUUACGGACAAAGUUUUGCACGGCGACGAAUCGCGGAAUGCUGCGGAGCACAUGCCGUUUGACCAAAUAGACACUGUUCCUGAGGUUGACGAGAACUGCGAGUCUCCUGUUAACGACGGCGACAACACGGUAGCUGCGGUUGCGAAGGUCGAAGACGACGAUGAAGAUGACAUGCCGCUAGCUGCUCGCAAAAGGAAGUCUGCCAGCCGAGGCAGGGGACGUAAGCGCCCGCGUUCUUCGUCUGUGUCCGCCGCAUCACCCCCUGCAUCACCCGCUGCACACCCUCCACCAGCGUUCUCCUGCACCGACUGCAACGAGAGCUUCGCUGACCGGCUAGCGCUAGCUGCGCACGAGCGUCGCCAUGGGGACCAGACGUUUACAUGUAGCGAGUGUCAGCAAACGUUCACCCAGUCAUUGGCGCUUCGGCGCCACAAGCUGCGUCACGGCCAGCCCCAUAGGGCGAGGGCAGCAGGCCGACGUCAAACCAAAACGCCCAGCCGGUACCUGGAUUCUGUUUGGGCGGAGGUCGGUAUUCGGCGUAGGGGCGGCGGCGUUCGAAAGGAAGAGAUGGUUACGUGCGGGGUGUGUGACAAGGAAAUGGUGCCUGAAGAGGCUGCUAACCACCUCAGGCCGCCGGCCUCCGGAGAGUAUUUCCUCUGUGAACAGUGCGGAAAAACGUUCGGCCAGAAGUGUCAGCUGAGUCGCCAUGGGUGUCGCCUUCCGGGAACUGGCCGAAUGACUGGGAAGGGUAACAAGCAGAAGGGUUCGCGUGUGCCAGCCGAUGCUGUGGUGCCGAAGGUUGAAGAGCCUGAUGCCGAAUCCCAGCAUGAUGCUGAUGACUACUCCGACGGGGACGCGAAUGAGGGAGCUGACAGUGUCGCGGCGGCCGAUGACGAUGGCGACGCCGAUGAUCCGGCUGCCGCUGACGCUACGUCCGCGACAGAUACUGGUGAUGGUCAACUGACCUGCGAUGUUUGUCAGAUAAACUUUGUCAGCCAGCGAAACCUUAACCGCCAUCGUGCUCAGCACGAGAGCGGCACGCGAUAUUCUUGCGAGGUGUGCGAACAGUCUUACGCCCGUCUCGAUGAUCUGACGCGUCACACACGCUCAGUCCACAACCAAAAGCGUCAGUUUCGCUGUCCAGGAUGCAUGCGGCGAUUCACACAGAAACGUAUCGUGGAGUAUCACAUGCGCACGCAUGAAUCGUCGCGGAGACGUGGACGUACGGUAAAGAAGGGCAACCGUCUGAAGAAAGAGAACGGUGAACUUGAGGACAUCAAGGAUUCACCUGGACCAGGACCGGUGAAGUACACGUGUGAAGAGUGUGGCGCGGGAUUCGACACCCGUCGGCGCUUCAUCCGACAUCAGCAGAUGCGUCAUGAUGCCGAGGCUCCGCGUUACGAGUGCGAGGUGUGCUCCGCCACAUACACCCGCAUAGAUGAGCUUACGCGUCACUCGAUCCAAAUUCACCACCAGAAGAAGACGGUACCUUGUCCCCGGUGUACUCGACUGUUUACUCAGCAGCGUAUCGUCGACUAUCACGUCCGCGGCCACGACACGAAGCGGGUGUACAACAGGGUACCGCGGCCGUACCGGUGCGAAACGUGCCAGCGCAGCUUCAGUACCGAGGCGCUACUCGUGCGGCACAAUUGUCGCGACAAGACGAGCACCCAGCGCUGCGUUUGUGACAUCUGUGGUCGAGGCGUCAGUUGCCCGCAAGCUCUGCGCAGACACCGUCUCCAGCACCUUGAAGAGAGGCCGGCAAAGUGUGACACAUGCGGGGCUGCUUUCAUCGACGAUGUAGCGCUGUCGAAGCACGUGCUGACCCACUCUGAUGAGAAACCCUUCCUCUGUGACCACUGCGGGAAGGGGUUCCGUUUCAAGGACUAUUUGGUUCGACACACUCGGUUUCACACGGGAGAAAGACCGUAUCCGUGCAGUGCAUGUGAUAAGCGCUUUGCUACAAGCGAUACACUGCACCGUCACUUCUUGAUCCACACGGGCGAAAAGCCGUACGUGUGCGAGUUGUGUGGUCGUCCAUUCCGGCAGGCGCAGCAGCUGAAGACCCACAUGAAGAUACAUAACAGAUACUCACCGUCCUUCACUACUCAGCAGGGCAGUAGUCAACGCAGUCGCAGCUUCGCCAACGCCAAGCCAGCUGCUUCGGCGCCUACUCAACUACGGCUGACUGAAUUGACCAACGCCAGCGGUGCGCCUGAAGUGCCCGCCACCGGCGCUGCGCUUCUGGUGGCGGACGAGGGUGGCCAGCUGCGUCUUGUCGAGGAGGGACACGCCGAUGUGACCCUGCAGGAGAUACACACCUUUGAGACGCAGGUGUUGUGAUUAGAAUGCCCAACAGGCCGAACAGUCAGUGACCGCGAGACAUGAUUCGCUGAGCGCCUGCGCCGUGCCUUUGGAUGGAGGAUGACUUUUACUGUGGAGUGGUAGCAGUAAGUGGUGAAAAAGACCGACUUCUGUUUUAAUUAAAGGGAUUGUCAAAACGACAAUCCCUCGUUUUGUCUUUGUUUGACUUGCCAUUGGUUUUGGCUGAUCCAGUCUCCAUGAAACUGACUGCGUGUUUUUUGGUAGGCUUAGUUUUGAAUGGUGUGUUUAGUUGGGCUAGCGUCUGUAUGUAUUGUACAUACAACCAGUAUGUAAGUACAACUCUGUCGAUAGUGAAUGUACCGAACUGUUCGCUACAUGCUGCACUUGUAGUUUGUGUCCAGCGCAUCCAUUUUGCGCUUCAUAAUUUAUUAAUUUAGCGCAAACCGUUGAAAUUGCUGUGUUGCCUGUUUCCGGUUUGGCUAGUAGUGACAGCAACUCACUCGUUUGGGAUAGGCAUGCAUACUUUCUUCAUGUCGUAGCAUCAUUCUAGCUUUGCUUCCUGUUCUGUCAUCCCUUGAUAAUAGUUUCAUAUGUAUAUGACCAGUUAGUUUUGUUGUACAGGCUCGUGUAAAUCCUAAGGGCAUGGCAUGGAUUGUCAACGACCGUUGAAUUUGCACCUCGGGUUUGAUUGUGUGGGGCGGGCAUUAGUCGUGUAAGUGUUCGUGCUGCCAGCUGUCGAUUCUCUCGAGUGUUCCGUUAACAUGGCAGGUGCUGCAGCAACGCUAGUUACCACAUGAAAUAUAACGGUUUUUGAAA
This is a messenger RNA of Amphibalanus amphitrite, 4453 nucleotides long. RefSeq names its product zinc finger protein 184-like. The transcript has 2 exons. Bases 635 to 3655 code for a protein of 1006 amino acids. The record is from RefSeq and is a predicted model, not a curated record. NCBI's taxonomy places the organism in Eukaryota, Metazoa, Arthropoda, Thecostraca, Balanomorpha, Balanidae.